Messenger RNA from Culex pipiens pallens (northern house mosquito), 1914 nucleotides. RefSeq lists its product as uncharacterized. Gene Ontology annotation, cellular component: lysosomal membrane. Gene Ontology annotation, biological process: L-cystine transport. Lineage: Eukaryota; Metazoa; Arthropoda; Insecta; Diptera; Culicidae. The transcript is spliced from 7 exons. The record is from RefSeq and is a predicted model, not a curated record. Bases 43 to 1869 code for a protein of 608 amino acids. Gene Ontology annotation, molecular function: L-cystine transmembrane transporter activity.
UAGUCGUCCUCUAGCAGCUUCCAGCGCACACACCAUUCACAAAUGGCGUCUAGUGCAAUAGUUUUGCUGCUGGUUUUGCUCAUUCCAAGUGCGUUCACUUUCAACUUAAAAUUUGUCAACGAUCAGCUGCGACUGUGGUUUGAUCCUCAGGAUGUAACCACCACUUUUGGCGAUGCGAUUAAUUUGACGCUUUGGAUUGAUGGAUAUUCAUACACCAAAAACUUUUCCGUCCAGUUCAGCGAAAGUGAGAACACGUUUGUGCAAAUUGAACCUCCAAUUUGUAGGUUCUAUGAAGAUGAGUUUCACAAUAACUUGAUGACAUUCCAAGCGAAAGGACGUCGUCCUGGAAGAUUCAUCGUGAAGGCAUCGGUAGAACCAGAGCGCUUCGUGGAUGACCAAAGGCUGUUUGUACGGUUGAAGGUCGCGUUGAGUCAACCGCUGAUCAUCAUUGCCUUGAUCAUCGGUUGGACGUAUACGGCGUGCUGGUCUUCUGGAUACUACCCGCAGAUUUACUUGAACUACAAGAGACAAAAUGUGGUCGGGCUUAGCUUCGAUUUCCUGCACAUCAACAUCAUCGGACAUGUCAGCUAUGCGAUCUUCAACUCUUUCAUGUACUGGAACAGUGCGAUCGAGCAAGAGUACUUCAAACGACACCCGUAUGGGCUCAACCCGGUGAUCGGCAACGACGUGGGAUUCGCGGUCCACGCGUGUUUCGCCACCGGGUUCACGAUCCUGCAGUGUUACGUGUACGAAAACGGUGGCAACUCGAUCUCCAAAACCGCCAAAGCCAUCAUCAUCCUGUACUUUCACAUCAUCAUUGGGGCAGCAUGUUCGGUGUGGUUCUGGUCGUACCACUGGCUGGACUUUCUGUACGUGCUGAGCUACAUAAAGCUGUCGACGACCCUGGUCAAGUACUUCCCGCAGGCUUACAUGAACUACAAACGGCAGAGUACGGAGGGCUUUGCGAUCAUGAAUCGGCUGCUGGAUAUCGCCGGAGGGCUGUUCGGCAUCCUGCAGAUGGUGAUUAAUGCGUGGAAUUUUGGUGACAAUAUGUUCCGUUCGUUGGUCAACCAAAUCCGCACUCCUCUGGGAUUAACCCGAUCGCUCCACCUCAAACCACCAGUUCUAGCGGGCCACUCCAAGUGGCAGAACAUCCGCCACAUCAAAGCCCUCAACGAUGGCCGCAAGUCGACACUGUUCAUCAAGCUUGCCCGCCAAAUGCGACUUGCGAUGCAAGCCGGUGGCCCUAAUCCGGCGGUGAACGCCACGCUGCGAGCCGCCAUCGACGAGGCGCUCAAGAAGAACAUGCCCAACUCGACAAUCCAGGGCGUCCUGAAGAAGUUUGCCACGCAGCAGUCGGCGGCCCAGCUGAAAAAGUUCACCGUGGAGAUCAAGGCGUUCGACCAGGUCAACCUGAUCUGCGUGCUGUACACGGACCGGUUUACGCAGCUCAAGAUGGAGAUGGCCACGACGCUGAGGAAGAAUUUUUCAAACUUCUCUGAAGUUAAGCACAUGUUCGACGAGCAAGGUUACGUGGAGGCAAUAGCUUCCGAAAACAAGGCUGGAAGUGAUCUGCUGUCAGCUUGUACCGAAGACGCCAUCGAAGCUGGAGCUGAAGAUGUAGAAAUCAUGAACGAGGAGAGCAGGUUGAUAAGGUUCCUUUGCGAUCCAAACGAGAUCGACCGGGUGCGGACGCAGCUGGAGAAGCUCGGCUACGCGGUGGAGCACAGCGAGCACGCAUUUUUCCCCAAGAGUACGAUCAAGCUGAACCCGGACGCGACGGAAGCAUACGAGAAGCUGAAGGAGAAGCUGCAAGCGAUGGACGGGGUGGAGGAUCUGUAUGAUAACGUGGAGGUGGUGUACCAGUGAUUCGGGGAUGGGACGUGGGUGGAAAUAAACACAAUUGAAAGUUUC